AUGGCAACAUUAACCGCUGCUAGAAACAGUCACCAUCAUCAGAAUCAGCAUCAGCAUCAGCAUCAGCAUCAUCAUUCGCAACAAAACAAUGCCAGUGCCAAUACGUUGUUGGCCAUGACUGCUGCUGGUGCAGACAAAGCACAAAAUGCCUUUCGACCCAAACUGCCGCAAGUUUGGAACAAUCAUAAUAAUAACAAUAACAAUAAUGGACGACCAGGACCAAUGACAAUGACAACAACACCAGCAAUCGCUCCCUUUGUACCACAAACAACGACAACAACAACAGCAGCAGUAACAGCAACAAGUUUGUUGGGCAAACGAUCCUUUGCCCAAAUCUCUCCAACAAUGACAAACCAACCACCAGCAUCAGCAACACCAACACCAACACCAACACCAUUGUUCUUGACGCAAACACCCACAGCAAGCUCGGCAUUGAAACCCGGUCAUUUUUGUUUGGUGGAAUUGCUACAUGCCAAAGACGAUACUGCUACUACUGCUACUGCUACUAUGGACAAUCAUAAUCACAACAACAACAACAACAACAACAGCAAGUACUACCCAAAUCUUUGGUGGCCCUGCCUCGUCUUUGAAACCAACGAGGCCCAUGGCAUUUUCCAGGAUCUCUACCUGGCGUUGCAAACGAACCGUUUGAAACACGAACAUUUGUACCACAUGAUGGCGGCGUUGCGAGCGGGUUUGAUUGAUCCCACCAAGAUCAAUCUCGCCGCGAGUCCCGUGGUGAAUUCCAAUGACAAUAAUGAAAAUAACAACCACAACCACCACAAGCCAAAGUCAUUGGUGACACUCUUGUUGGGAGAAGAACUUCCGGCUGGAUACAAACGAUCCUACUUUGACAAUGCUGCCCGCACAACGUCUGCCACGGGACGAGGCCGACGGGUCUUUAUGGUGGCCAAGGGAACGGAGUGGCAAGAGAUUGUAUUGGAUCAUUUGAUUGCGAAUCAUGUGGUGGUGGUUGGUCCCAACAAUGCAUCGUCACCCUCUCUGGUUCAAACCGCCCUGGAGCACAAUCAACUGUUGCUACAGCGCUUUGUGGAAAUGAAGCCAUCCUCCUCACCUCUAGAGUAUGAUGCUUCGGAAGUGGAUCUCUUGGCGUUGGGGGACCAAAUGCUCUUGUUGAAACAACAACAACAACAAGAAAAAGAAAAAGAAGAAGAGUCACCCUCGUUCGAGAUGGAACAAGAUAACCAUGAUGAUGACGAUGAUGAUGAAACCGCUAUGCAACAAGAGCCACCAAUGGACGAUAACGAAAGCCCAAUUGCAGAGUCACAAGGAGCAUCCCAACUCAAGUUGCCUCCACAACAAACAACACACGAUGAAGAAUCUACAAAGACUCGUUCCAAAAGUGCAUCGACGAAUGCUCCUAGAGCCACUGUCACUGUCGCUGCCUCUGCCAACGAGUCCACCACCACUACCGCCACCACUAAUGCCACAGCCACCAAAACGAAGCCAAAGGGAAGAAGUGGAAGACCUAGAAAGAAUAAGAAUCGUAAUGUGGAUCCACCAUCGGAUGACAUGGAAUUCAGAAGUGAAGAAGAAGAAGAAGGAACUGCUGCUGCGGCUGCCAACUCCUCCAAGAAGAAGCAAAAGACUGGAAGAAGGAGAAGAGGAAGAGGAAGAUCUUCCUUUCAAAGUCAAUUGAAUCCGGAUACACCCUCCGAUCUUGUCAAAUUCAAGCACAUCGGUGGCGAAGCCAAGCGACAACAGACAAAAAGACGGGGCAAGGCGACUCCCAUUCGACCACCUCGCCGGGAGGGUAUUCAGGUGCACGGAACCACGAGUGAACAAGAAUCGGAUGGUGGUGAUACCCAUUCGUUGGUGGAGGAUACUACUGCUGCUGCUACGACUACUACUAAUGACAAUGAAAAUGUAAAGGAAAGUAAUAAUGGCAAUGGAACCACAACCAUUGUCCAAGAAGAAACCACCAAGGCAGAUGAAAGUGAUGCUAAUUCUUCGGAGAGUGGAACAACAGCAACAACCACCACCACCACCACCACCGUCGAAACCAAGAAUGGUAGAGCUCUGUCCAAGACUGACAUGGCAGAGGUGCAUGAGGAGGAGGAGAUUCCUAACAACAGGGAGCAAACCAAUGCUAUGACCACCGCCACCGCCACCACUACGACUACGACCACAACGAACAAGAGCAAGAGCCACAAGACUACCAAAAGCAAAAAGUCUCCCAAAAAUUCAGUCAAGAAGUCCAACUACGAGGAUAUGGAGACACAUGUUUACAUUCCCACAUGGGCGACCGUUCGUCCAAUCUUGUUGGCUUGUGGAUACGAAUUCGGCAAGUUGUUGCCGAACUCCCAGACAAAGGUAUACGCGAGGCCAUUUGGAGCCCCGCGACAAUUUCCAAGCGCCAAACUCGGAGAGAAUUACUUUACGGAUAUGGCAUCCUUUCGGGCUCAUCUUUGUGCGCAUGGCGUUGAUUAUAUUGCGGCGCCUCCCACGGCAAAGGAGCAGUCCAUUGUCAAUCAUUGGUGCCGGUUUUCGAUUGCAUCCGAGUUUGCCAAGCCAAACGCAAACAGCCCCGACUUUAAACUCCAUCAUUACAUCAUGGAACAAAGAAAAGGUCACAAUCUAUUGCACAAGAAACUUGGGUUCAAGUACAAGGACAAAUGUCUCCAUCGGGGGUAUCAAUGGCCAGGAGAGACCAAAGACGACCAGUUGAUGGAGGAUCAAGACAUGUGGAGUCGUCUGGCCAAGUUUGGACUGCCAAAGGGUCUACCAUUGGAGAAACUAAAGGAUGAUAACGAAGUCUUGGCGUUGCUCUUGUGCAUUGUCGACGUUGACAUUGACAAACGGUCACCUGUAUUUAUCGAACGAAAGGCGCCUCCACCGCCAAGGGAUGAAGACGGUGCCACUGAGAAUGAUAAUGGUGCAGUUGAUGAGAUGGAAACCGAUUCUGCUGAGGCCAACGAGAUGGUAAGAAGUCAUCCCAAUGUUGAUGAGGUGGUUGCGUCUGAUCAACAGCAAGAAGCUGUAGCCACAAGUGAAAUGGACAUGGACAUUGAUGAUGAUCCGUCAAAGAGUGUCAACAACGCUACAGCACAAGAGCAACCAAAAACGGGACCCUCGUCACCGUCAUGUCCACAAGUGAACACUAUCCCAGCAUCACAACCUGUGGCAAUAGACUCGGAGGCUAUUGCUAGUUGCCAUCGAGCACCAGAAGCAGUCUCUCCCAUCGAGGCUCGUCAGAACCUAGGAUCUAGCUUUGCCAAAGUUCAAGCAUCUCCAGCAUCAAAUGGUGGUGUUGGCACCCAAACCAAAACCGGUCCCGUUGAAAUCGUGAACGAGAAAAGUCAGGAAACAGAAAAUGGGUCCGAUACGGUUCCAACAGCCGAUCUUGGCUGUGUCGCUGAAUUCUUUGGGGACACCACUGAUGAAGAGUCUGUUGCAAUUCCGGGAUCCAAUUGUAAUACUCCAGAGAAGCAAGAAGAAUCAUCUACUGUGGAAUCAUGGAUCACAGUAAAGUCUCCCGAAGAGGUUGCUAUUCCAGGAACCACAGCUGGGGAGAAGUUGCAAGGUUGCCUGGAAGCCUUGAAGUCCAAACAUGAUGAUAGGUUGGUAGUUGGCAGUUCCUUGGCAACUUCGUUGGACAAGAUUGACGCCUUUCUGAAGGACGUCAUCGACUCUAGAGGUCUGCUACCAAAUGCAUAUCUGCAUGUCUGUGGUGGUCCUGGGGUCGGAAAGACAGCCGGCAUCAACGCUUGCGUAAAAAAGAUGCAAAAGUACUGGUCGGCACAAGCGUGCAAAUCGAUUGAGAAGUCUCAUUUGGACAAACCUAACUUCCUUAUUUUAAAAGGUUCUGAGUUCCAGAACCUUUCAAAGGCAGAUGCCAUGGCCAAGACGUUUGAGCAAAUCGGAAAGAAAGUCCUCGUCAAGACUCUACGGAAACCAGCCGAUCUAGAAGGAUCGAAGAAGGCAGCUGUCAUUCUUGUGUUGGACGAAGUGGAUAUGCUGAUCUCAAAGCAGGGAACUGAAGAAUAUCUCCGAGAAGUCAUUGGGCACGCAUCGGACGAGAGCAUGAUGCUUGGUAUGAUUGGCAUUUCGAAUUCGAUCGAAAAUGCUGGGUUCAACAAACUUGGAUUUUCUGGCCAGAGAAUUGUCUUUGGAACUUACGAUAAGGAAGACCUUGUGGAUAUGAUCACCAGCAAGAUUGGAAAUGAAGUUGUUGACGAGAAAGUACUCACAUUUCUUGCUUCCAAAAUCUCGGGUACAAGUGGUGACAUCCGAUCAAUGCUCGGGAUCGUUGCGAGCGCGGUCGAGGCAUGCCAAGCCAAAUUGCCAACUUCCAAACUCGAGGCUCCUUUGACUGGACCAAUCGUGAGGAUGCCACAUGCAUUGAUUGCAGCAAAAGCACUCACUACAAAAGUCAAGGAAGUAAUCGACUCGUUGCCCAAAUACGAGAGAUACGUUCUAUGCUGUGGUGUUAAUCUUUCAGAAGCAUUGAUGGGACAUGAACUUACUCUCGAACGCUUCCACAGCUUGUUCACCUUCGCGUUCGGGUUCGAUCUCCAGCUCACAGUUGAAGAAUUCACAGAUGUGUUGGACCGACUUGCAGACAAGGAUUUGUUGCGGUACGAUAGAGGCAACGCGAAAGGUCCUUUCCGUUCGAGGACCAAAAUCAGGCUUGAUCUACAGUUGGAUGAUGUCGUUACCGCACUAAACAGCGGUCUCCAGAAAGAGGACUUUUUCAAGAAAAUGAACCAACGAUGUGGAGAGAUCGCUAGAUCCGUGGCUCGAAACGUGAAACAUUCGUAG
Cylindrotheca closterium is the source of this 4782-nucleotide messenger RNA. The record is from the annotation of a GenBank genome assembly. NCBI's taxonomy places the organism in Eukaryota, Bacillariophyta, Bacillariophyceae, Bacillariales, Bacillariaceae.